AUGCGUAAUCAUGCUUAGCAGAGGCCCACAUCCCCCACCUUAUGGAACUUUGUUUCAGAAUUAACAUGCAACCAUUGCCUUAAUCAAUCUUCCACCAUUUUAUUAACCUCUUACACUGAAAAUUAGGAAUUAAUAGAUGACGUAUUUUAAUAGUCUGCUGGUUAAUUUCCAAAAUAAUUAAUAUCCGUUACUAUGUAUUUCUGUAUCUGAACAACAAAACUUUAUUUAGCUUUAGCUUAAAAACAAAAGCUGUCUUAUUCCUGAGCACUAAACUGGACUUUUCUUCCUGGAAUCACAUUAGCAUCUCUAAACAAAAAGUCAGGGGAAAUUACAUAUGAGUGAUGUCACGGAAGGUCCCUCAGCAAAGUACAUAUACAGCGAGUGCAGAGGAAGCACAGCAAAGUGGAACAGUGAAACAGUGAAAAUGAGGCUGCAGCUCAUUGUCUUCUCUGUGCUUAUCCAGGUUUCACUCUCAGAAGAGAUGGAGAAUGUGACUGUGCUGAAGGGCCAUACUGUGGAGCUACACUGUCCCCUCAUUAAAGCUCAUCAGGGUAGUGUUGAGUGGAAGGACCCAGACAACAAUAUUAUGUUUUUCAACAGUGUUUCAGCAUUAAAAGACAAACGAUACAGCAUCAUCAAACUGUCCAGCUCAGAAUUCUCCAUCAGUAUCUCUAAUGUCACCUUUAAGGACGGAGGUGUCUACACAUGCAGACAAUAUGGACCCAAAGUUUCAGUGAAGAAAGUGAUGAUGACAGUAUUGGAUUUUCCAAGAAUGAUGGUAACAAGGGAAGGAGGAACGUCUUCUGUAAAAUGUCGCGCUAAAGGAAACCGCCAACCUCCCAAGAUCACUUGGAAAUUUGAAAAUGGAUCUAGAUUUGAAGUUCCUGGAACCAUAUAUGAAGAAAAUAAAACUUUUGUCACAGAGGCAAUCUUAAAGGUUCAUCAUGAAACGAGGAGAGUCACUGUAAAGUGCCUUGUUCACCUCCCGGACAUGCAUGCUGAGCCUUUGAUGAAUUUUGUGAAAGUUGGACGACAGAGAGAAAGGCCCAUCCUCAGGUCCACAUUCAGUCCAUCCACAGCACAGCCUCAGAAUUCUGUGCCGGUACUGAGGACGACUCUAAGAUCCUUGAUUCAUGGUAGCCCAUCAGUACCACAAACAACCACAAACCUAAAUGGUCCCUCAUUGGAGGGGUCUUCCUCUGCCCACAAUGAGGCGCUUGCUGUAACUGAUCCAAAGACUUUCACAGUGACCCCUGCCCCUCCUGCAGGCCCCGCUACAUCUGUACACUCAUAUCUCAACACUGGUGAGGAUUUGCUUAACUCUACAUUACCAGACCAUAUUUGGAUGAUGAAUGACACCACCAGUGAAACAGCAAACACUACAGCUGGUUUACAAGAGGAGAUUAUCCUAUAUAAUACUACAGAGAAAAACUUGACAGAUUCUUUUGACUCCAAUAGGAGAACAGGAAAGGAAAAGAACAACUCCUCCUUGUUAGUCCUUCUAGUGACAUGCCUCAUCUUUGCCCUUCUGAUUGUGGUCAUUUUCUUUGCUAUCAAGCUGAGGAGAGCACAUAUUGCCUGGAAGAGAGUAUUCAUUGUUGCAGAGAAUGAAGAUUCCGACCCAUCAGAAGCAAGCAACAAAUCUAAGUCCAGCCAGGAAGAGAACUCUCAAGGCCAAAGGCGAAGAGGACUCUUCAACACGGUAUUUGCACAAUAUGUUGUUGAGGAUCCAACAGUAAUAACUUCAGUGGUGAACCCAAAUGCUAUGACUUCAAAAGAAAGUGGCACCACAGUGCAGAUCUCUCAAAGCAAGAUGGAAGCCAGAAGUGACAUAAAGGAGACUUCGCUUUGAUAGCAUGAAAUGUUGGAAAUGUUGACAUCACUGGCUUAACUGCAUCUGUAACAGUUCCAGUUUCUAAUCAACAAUGAUUACAAGGAGCAGCACAAUAAAAGGAGGCAAGACCUAUCAUUGCAUUCCUAAACAUUAUUAUUGUAAAGAUAUACCAUUAUGGAACAGGCAAUAGAAGAUCACAUAUUACCAAGAUGUGCAUUGUUAGCAUCAAAUACUCAAAUGCAAACAAGCUUUGUUAUACUAUUUGUGAAUGUAAUGUAUAAAGCUGCCAAAAUCCGAAUACUACAAAAAAAAAAAAA
This is a messenger RNA of Fundulus heteroclitus (mummichog), 2151 nucleotides long. RefSeq names its product cytotoxic and regulatory T cell molecule. Gene Ontology annotation, molecular function: signaling receptor binding. The transcript has 11 exons. Gene Ontology annotation, cellular component: plasma membrane. Gene Ontology annotation, biological process: positive regulation of natural killer cell mediated cytotoxicity directed against tumor cell target; detection of tumor cell; cell recognition. Bases 335 to 1852 code for a protein of 505 amino acids. Lineage: Eukaryota; Metazoa; Chordata; Actinopteri; Cyprinodontiformes; Fundulidae. The record is from RefSeq and is a predicted model, not a curated record.